CACGUGAUGAUGACAUUUACGAAUCGGGCACUGCUAGUUAUAAAACCCUGAAGGAGACAUCCUCUCUCUUAAUUGUUGAACUGCUAUUAAAGGUGAAAAAGGUUCCAAACUGAAAGCCCUCAAACAGUCAAACUGUCUACUUCAAAGAAGAAAAACUCCAACUUGCUGUCGCAGAACAUGCACUGGCAAAAAUCUGUGACUUCAGAUCAGCACCAGCAGAACCAGAACCGACCUUACCUUGGUGUGCGGGUCAAGGAACCAGUCAAGGAGCUUCUGAAAAGAAAGAGAGGGAACUCAGCUGCUACUAAUUCCAUAACGCCCACGGUGUCGACAUCUUACCAGACUCUCCCACCGUACACGUCAGUAGUCUCAAACUCCACUGACCACCCGUAUGUUGAUUUGGACGCUACAACAUCAUUGCUGCCAAUCCAAGAUGAAGGCACAUUCUACACUGGAUGGAUUUCCCAGCCGCCCUCUUUUCAGCCUAUAACACAAUGGACAGCAUGCCCAGAGUACAUCUCACACGAGACUGUCAGCUGCCCGUAUACAGGUGACAUGUAUGUGCAGCCCAUGUGUCAGGGCUACACGGUGGUUGGUCCACCUUCAGUCUUGACUUACACCUCACAACCUCUACUUACCAAUUUCACAACAAGAAGCACCACUCCAUGUGUGGCCACCCAGUUAGAAUAUGCAGAGCAGCAAACACCACUGACUUACUUCCCAUGGCCACAGACCAUUCCAAACCUUCCUACUGCAACUCAUUCAAUACCAUACCAAGCAACGCCACCCACCAUUCAAAGCCAACAGUUUGUCACAGUACCAAUUCCUGUACAGGAUUCUGUGCCAGAGGAACUUAAUGAGUCAAGAGUGAGACGAGACCUCAACAACCUGCCAAUGGAAAAAUUACUCCAAGGAGAGGAAGGAAACGAUUCCUAUGUUCUAAAUCACACUUUAUCUAUUGAAGGCCUUUAAAUUAUGCGUUCCUUACCUAGUGUAAUAUUUAAGAAUCUGUGAUUUGAGUUUUUGUGAAGAAAUUCUAUGUACGGUACUACAAUUAGAGGGAUAUUCCAACCAAAAAUCAACCAUGUAACAACUGUGAAGAUCCAAUUGCUGUAACCCCCCCCCCCCCCCCAAAAAAAAAAAUUGCAGAUAGCUGAAGGUCCAACUGCUGUAAUCCUCUCCAAUCACAGAUCAGUGGAGGCCCAACUGCUUUAACUCCCUCCAGUCACAGAUUGGUGGAGGUCCAACUGCUGGAAUCCCCUGCAAUAACAGAUUGGUGGAUGUCCAACUGCUGUAAACCGCUCCAAUCAGAGAUGGGUAGAGAUCCAACUGCUUGAACCCCCUCCAAUUGCAGAUCCUUGAAGGGCCAUCACCUGCACCUCCCUCCAAUCUCUAGAACAGUGCUUAGCUGUAAGUGUUACUCCCAUAGUGUUUGUAUGAAGCGGCAGCUCACGUGCGCGACAACCAGUCCAUUUAGACUCCUCUUUGCUAUGGUUGUGCAGUUGAGGGGAGAGCUGAGGACCAAUGUCUCCCAUUCUACCAACUGGUUGGGAUCUUGGUGGUUGGCUCCCACCAAAUUAAUAUUUUUCUCUUUUGUAGUGCAGAUUUUUUAGUUGGAGUAUCCCUUUAAGGACACAUUUCAUAACCAAAAAGAUGCAUAAACCUAUUGUAAAUAAAUGUCAGAACAGUAAAAUAAAAUUUACAUUA
Bufo gargarizans (Asiatic toad) is the source of this 1707-nucleotide messenger RNA. Its product is annotated as POU domain class 2-associating factor 1-like. The coding region runs from base 178 to 972 and encodes 264 amino acids. The transcript is spliced from 5 exons. Gene Ontology annotation, cellular component: RNA polymerase II transcription regulator complex. The record is from RefSeq and is a predicted model, not a curated record. Gene Ontology annotation, molecular function: POU domain binding; DNA binding; transcription coactivator activity. NCBI's taxonomy places the organism in Eukaryota, Metazoa, Chordata, Amphibia, Anura, Bufonidae. Gene Ontology annotation, biological process: positive regulation of transcription by RNA polymerase II.